AUGCUCAAGAAUUAUUCCUGGAAAUCGCUGCUUUUCGCAAUUACAGCAUCCUCAAGCAUGCUCCUGAACAAGGGCUUGGUCAGUGGUGCCGCUUGGCCGCUUACUGGUGAUGUUGGAUGUCAUGAUCCCACAAUUAUCCAAGAAGGCUCUCGAUGGUACACCUUCUGCACUGGUCAAGGUAUUACCGUUCUGACAAGCGAAGAUGGCCUAGCAUGGUCGACAGUGCCACAGAUUUUCCUCAACGAGCUUCCUUGGUGGGCAAAUUACGUACCAGGCCACCCCGAACUCGACGUGUGGGCUCCUGAUGUUUCUACAUUCAAUGGCAGAACGUAUCUCUACUAUUCGAUCAGUACUUUUGGCUCUCGAACCUCAGUGAUAGGCUUAGCCUCAGCAAGCAGCAUUGAUGCUGGCUCGUGGACGGACGAGGGCGCCGUCAUCAGCACCACACAAGCCGGCAAUGACUAUAAUGCUAUCGAUCCCUUCUUUGUGGUCGAUCAAGACGGAAAUCCAUGGCUUGCGUUUGGCUCCUUUGGCUCUGGAAUCAAGAUCACGGCUAUUGAUCCAAGUACCAUGAAGCCUACAGGCGAUAUCCACUCGAUCGCGGCAAGGUCCGGCGGCAUUGAAGCUCCGUCCAUCAUUUACCAAGGUGGUUACUAUCAUCUUAUUGUCUCUAUCGACAGUUGUUGCCAAGGGACAUCAUCCACGUACAAGAUUGCCUACGCCCGAUCGGAAUCUAUACUAGGCCCCUAUCUCAAUGAAGAUGGUGUUGACGCUAUGAACGGUGGUGUCACUGUUUUGGAUGCUGGCAAUGAUAGAUGGAUCGGUCCUGGUGGACAGGAUGUUUAUGAAUCGGUCAUUGCUCGCCACGCGUAUGAUGCCGAAAAUAACGGCGCCCCAAUACUGCUUAUUAGCGAUUUGAACUGGAGCAAUGGCUGGCCCACUUAUUAA
This is a messenger RNA of Zychaea mexicana, 948 nucleotides long. Its product is annotated as protein AbnA. The transcript is spliced from 2 exons. Gene Ontology annotation, molecular function: arabinan endo-1,5-alpha-L-arabinosidase activity. Gene Ontology annotation, biological process: carbohydrate metabolic process. Bases 1 to 948 code for a protein of 315 amino acids. NCBI's taxonomy places the organism in Eukaryota, Fungi, Mucoromycota, Mucoromycetes, Mucorales, Lichtheimiaceae. The record is from RefSeq and is a predicted model, not a curated record.